AUGUCGUCUCAUGAACUCAUUGACGCUCAAUUUGAUCGUGCAGUUGAGAUUGUUCAAAGUCUACCCAAGACUGGGCCAAUACAAACCGAUUACGAUGAGAAACUUACAAUGUAUAGUCUAUAUAAGCAAGCAACUGUCGGAAAUGUUAGAGCGCCUCGUCCAGGGAUCUUUGACAUGUUAGGCAGAGCAAAAUGGGAUGCAUGGGCCAAACACAAAGAUUUGGAUCCUUUUGAGGCAAAAUGGCUCUAUGUCGAUGCUCUCCUCAAGGUUUGA
This is a messenger RNA of Laccaria bicolor S238N-H82, 273 nucleotides long. RefSeq lists its product as uncharacterized. The record is from RefSeq and is a predicted model, not a curated record. The coding region runs from base 1 to 273 and encodes 90 amino acids. The transcript is spliced from 4 exons. Lineage: Eukaryota; Fungi; Basidiomycota; Agaricomycetes; Agaricales; Hydnangiaceae. Gene Ontology annotation, molecular function: fatty-acyl-CoA binding. Gene Ontology annotation, biological process: fatty acid metabolic process.